Molecule: messenger RNA, 2534 nt
Organism: Funneliformis caledonium
Lineage: Eukaryota; Fungi; Glomeromycota; Glomeromycetes; Glomerales; Glomeraceae
Source: the annotation of a GenBank genome assembly
GUGAAAUUCCCGCUCAAAGGAACCUAUUUGCAGUUUCUAUUACCAAUGAAAUUACUCUCGGUUCGCAACUCAGGAGUGCAAUUUAUAAGAUAAAGGAAAAUACCUUUACCAAUGUUGACGAAAACAAUCUCAUAUUAUGGAAAGUCAAUAUUCCCAUCAACAUAGAAAAUAUGAGUAAACUUGACGAAGCGUCUUGUUCGUCUCGUGAAGUUAAUAUCGGAAGAGAUUUCGGAGGCGAAGAGUUGUUUCCAGCAGACGAAAUUCCAGAAGACUACCUGCCUUCCACACGAACGAUCUCCCAAGUAGAGGUAGAAGUUCAAGAUCUACUUAAAACGUAUUCUCAGGAACUAGAAAAAGUUGUGACAAACACAUAUGAUCCUUAUUCGUAUUUCAAGGCACCAGAUGAACAUCCUCACAAAAACAUAAUUGAUGAAAGAAAAAUUCCGAUGCUUAAUGAUAGUCCUAAUUUGCUUCUGUACAAUCUCCCUGGGCGGAAUGAAGAAUUCCUUACUAGUUAUGAAGAUUUCUUGCGCAUUGAACAUAAUGCUAUAUCUAAUAGUAUGACAAUUAUUAUGGGAACCUCUGGCUGUGGCAAAACUCGCCUAUGUUUGGAACUUUUAUGUCGCGACUAUGGCCUGUACUUUGUUACUGAAUCAUGGAAUCUUGGAUCUGACGACUUAGAACUUGCAACAGAGUGGACGAAGGAAAAAAUCAAUGUAAAACCUGAACCUGAACCUGACGAAGCAAAAAAUAUUGCAGAGUGUGGAAUAUGGAGUUGCAUCACAGGAAGAUUAUUCUUGCUUAACUAUCUCUUUUGUAUGGCUAAGGAACAUGACUGUACAAUGGAGCCCAAAUCUUGGUUAAUCUUCCAGCUUAGUAAUCAACUUAUCAGUAAACUAUCUAUAAGGUUUCGAGAAUCUUGUGAUGUGAUACACCUUAAAGAAUAUUGUCUUAAUAUUAUGGCAGAUAUUAAUAGAAAACUAAAGAGCAACAUCUUUCCAAUAAUUUAUGACGAGGCCCAAAUUCACACCUCAUGCUUAGCAAAUAAAUUUCCAUCUUAUAAUGACAAAAGUAUAAUGAGACCAUUUUUUACUGUAGCUGUUAAGACUAUGUCAACUUUACGCCAGGUAUGUGCGGAAGUAGUCAUUUGUAUAACUGGAUCUGGUUUAUCACUAUUGGAAGCAAAAGAUCUAGCAUCAUCUAACGUGGCAAAGGAAGGAUCCCUUAUUCCAACUUUUAGUCAAUUUGGCCAAAUUAAAACCUCGGAAGAAAUACUUAAACUGACACAUAGUAUAUUGCCACUUGAAGAAAAAUAUGCGUCAAUUGCAAUUAGAUGGCUAAAGGGUCGAUAUCGUUUUACUUGGACAUGGAUACACUAUCUUCUUAUGUCUUAUAAUCCCGAAGAACAACUUAAAAUACUAAAAGAACGUCUUACAACUAAUUACAUAAUUCAACGAAAUCCAAGAUAUAGUCUUUACUCUGGACUUGUAAGACUUAUGCAUCAUCCUAGUGAGCGACAUUCUUAUAUUAACCAUGAGUCUAUAUUUGAACUUUUAAAACAAGCUAUUAUUUAUUAUGCAAUGACGGGAAGGCCGUAUUUAUAUAAAAAUACCAAAGAAAUAGAUAUUAUGUCUAUUGGCUUUGCCCACCUCGAGACUCAAGAAUUAACUGGGAUCAUUGAUGAACCUCUUGCGAUUCAAGCAGGAAUCAACUAUUUUAAUAAUACUAAAAUAGACAACAUGUGGUUUAAUGUAAUGUCACAAGUCAAUUUUAAUGCGAGCAUGGCAGGAUUUAUUUGGGAGAAGUGUGUUACAAAUUUAUUGCAUAACAUUAUUUUUAAAAGUAACAUACCUUUAUCCUCGCACAAAAAACUAUUCCCUGGUAACAGUCAUCGUUAUCUUCCUGUUGAUUUUGUGAAUUCACCUGAGCUGUUACCAUCUGGUAAAAAUCGUGUAGGCGUGAUAUCUGUAGAACUUUCUGCACCUGAAGAAUAUAUUAAGUGGCUUCAUAUAGUGUCAUCAUGGGAGAAGACUGGAAAUGUUUCUGAUGGGUUUUGCCCAAUAUGUUAUCCACCAAACACAGCAGGCCCUGAUAUCUCAAUUGCUUUUUUCUUUCCGAAAGGAGAAAAAAGGGAAGCUUAUAUUCUAAAUACUCAGGUCAAGUUAAGAAAUAAUGUUGAGCUAAAGAAGGCAUGUAAAACUGUUGAUCCGAAUACAAUGUUUACAGACAAAAACUCGAACCCCAAUCCUUUUCAGUUUUAUAAUGAAUUGCAUGAAAUCUAUGAACGACAAAAAUGGAGUAACCGCAACAUACAGAUGAUUGUCGCCUAUCCUUGUCAUUUUAAAAGAAAAAGGGAUUAUCAAAAAACACCCGGUGCAUCAAAAAGGAUACCAAGAUUGAUUAUUGAUGAAAAUAAUGCAGACACAUUGAUUUCUAAUGAUUGUCAAAAUUGGAUUAAAGUUUUAAAACAAGAACAGGGAUCCGAAGUUGAUUGGGAAUGUAGUGAUAUUGAAAUUUCUGAGGAUGAAGAAUAG